Molecule: messenger RNA, 1961 nt
Organism: Tuber melanosporum (Perigord truffle)
Lineage: Eukaryota; Fungi; Ascomycota; Pezizomycetes; Pezizales; Tuberaceae
Exons: 1
Coding region: 537-1715 (392 amino acids)
Cellular component (GO): cytoplasm
Molecular function (GO): electron-transferring-flavoprotein dehydrogenase activity; flavin adenine dinucleotide binding
Source: RefSeq, a predicted model, not a curated record
UAUCCUUUGCCGUUACUUGUAGCACCAGAUAACGGUCCGGCACUACCCAUUCUAGUGCUGUACGAGUACAUGGGUACUUGUACCGCAGAAACUCAAACGAUGGAUCGCUAUCUGAUCGAGAGCGAAAAAUACAACAAAGCGGACAUGCCAUCAUACUCGGCCCCUCUGAGACAGGGGGGGGGGCAGAAAUUGAGAAAAAGUAAAGUACGGUAUCAGACUUCGCCUUAACUUUACCGGAGGAGGCAACCCUAAUGACAUGGCACACUGUUCUAUUAUUCAGCUUCUUGCGGUAAUGCUUGGUUAAUCAGAGGGCAGCGGGCGGUAGGAGAGGGAUCGUUUUAAGGUUUUCUGUGGUUCCCCAAUUUUAUAUAUAUUGCUGGGGGGUUCCCCCCUCUCUUUCCGUCAUGCUUUCCUUUCGCUUCUAAGGUGUGUUGAUCAUUGGCUUCUAUCUAUCAUAUCAUACUUAGAUAAUUCUUCCUUUGCCCUCCCUCUUACCUUUUUACUCUACUUCACUUUCAACUCUACUCGUCGCAGACAUGACAUCCAACAUCGUGAUCAUCGGCGCUUCGUAUUCUGGCCUCCCGGCAGCACACUACCUCCUCAAGCACGCUCCGGAAUCCUGGACCAUCACUCUGAUCAACCCAUCGACAAACUUCUACUUCAACCUCGCUUCCCCCCGCGCCUUGGUCGAACAAUCCAUCCUCGGAAAGAAGAAUGGAGACCUGUUUAUUCCCUUCCUGCCCAAGCUCGAAAAGCACGGCUCACGGUUUGCCUUUCUCCACGGGAAAGCAUCGGCGGUGAAUGUUGGUAGCAGGACCGUCACUGUCGUCUUACACGGGGGGAGGGGAGAGACGAGCGUUACGUAUGACCAUCUCAUCGUUGCCAGUGGAGCGAAUACAUCCGGCGGCGCUGGGAAGGAAUGGGGCUUCAAGCAUGGCCUUGACGGUAACACCGAGGAGAUUGUAGCCAAUACCCGCGCUGCCGUUAGGGCCGCGAAGAAGAUUGUCGUAUCGGGAGCCGGAGCGACAGGUGUGGAGUUUGCCGGGGAGAUCAAGGACUUUUAUGGGGCGAAGAAGGAAGUUGUCAUGAUAUCCUCUAGCGAGGAACUCCUGCCACAGGUACCGCGGGCGGACGUCGGUGCAUCGGCGCGGAAGAUCCUAACGAAGAUUGGCGUGAAGGUCAAGACGGGCGUUAAAGUGAUCGAAGAGCGCCCGGUAGAGAAGGGGAUCGAGGGCGCCGUCGAGCUGGUCCUCAGCAAUGGUGAGGUCAUCUCUGCAGAUCUGCACGUUGCCACCUGGGGAAUCUACCCGAACACGUCCUUCCUAGCGAACGAUCUGCUCGAUGGCGCGGGGUGGGUCAAGACGGACGAGUACAUGCGUGUCAGCGGGACCCGGAAUGUUUGGGCUAUCGGCGACGUAACACAUUGGGGGAAUAGGAAGGUGACGACGGUGGACGGGCAAUGGGCUGUUGCUACGCAGAACAUCGUCUCUUCGAUUAAUGGGGGUGGGGUGGAAGUGUUCAAGAAGUAUGUUCACAGCGAUGCGCUUCUGAUGGUCGUCCCCAUGGGAAGGAGGUUUGCCAACGCGGUUGCCUUCAUCAAUGGGUGGAAGGUGUGGGGGUUUGUUGGGUGGUUGUUUAAGGGGAGGACUUAUAUGAUUGAGAAUGCGCGACCGGUUGCUGAGGGCAUUACUACAGCUGGGAGAGCGAAAAUCUAAGUUGACUGCUUUGUGCCCUUUUCACUUUUUUUUUCCUGGUGUCUCACGAUGGUGGCUUUAAUUCCUUUAUGAAGGCAGUUUCUUCUUCUUGUCUUUUUCCCCUUUCUUUCCUCUCUCUCUCUCUCUCUUAACGACGGAUGGGCGGAUACUGUGGUUGGAUGGGUUCCUACCCUUCUUUUCCUUUUUUUCUUUUCUUUUCUCGUUAGACUCCUUAAUGUUAUUAGAUUGGCAGUUUAUUGCGGUAAU